This is a messenger RNA of Columba livia (rock pigeon), 606 nucleotides long. RefSeq names its product phospholipase A2, membrane associated. Gene Ontology annotation, biological process: phospholipid metabolic process; negative regulation of T cell proliferation; lipid catabolic process. The record is from RefSeq and is a predicted model, not a curated record. The transcript is spliced from 4 exons. The coding region runs from base 34 to 606 and encodes 190 amino acids. Gene Ontology annotation, molecular function: calcium ion binding; phospholipid binding. NCBI's taxonomy places the organism in Eukaryota, Metazoa, Chordata, Aves, Columbiformes, Columbidae.
ACAUCCCAAAACCAAAAGGCAUCAGCUGCAUGCAUGGUGAUACCUUCACAGCUCUGCAUAUCCUCAGUGACACCAAUGUCACCUUGUGGGUGUGGGGACAGAGUCUGCCGUGCCCCUGGGUGCUGCUCAUCACCCACCGCUGAUGUUUCCUCCUCCAGGACCAGCCCAAGGAUGAAGAAUCUCCUCUUUGCCGUGCUCUUGGCUUGUGGGCUGGCACCGGCUUGCGGCAGCGUUUUGGAGCUGGAGCGGAUGAUCCAGGCAACGACGGGGAGAAGUGCCCUGCUCACCUACAGCUGGUACGGGUGUUUCUGCGGCAUCGGGGGCAGAGGGACCCCGGUGGACCCCACCGACCGGUGCUGCCAUGCCCAUGACUGCUGCUAUAGGAAGCUGCGGGAAGGCACGUGCAGCCCCCUAAUAACCCCCUACCACUUCAACGUCACCGAUGGGGACAUUGUCUGCGGUACUGAGCAGAGCUGGUGCAAGAGAGAGACUUGCCUGUGUGACAGGGUGGUGGCUUCAUGCUUCGCCAGCACUUUGCCAUCCUACAAUAAUUCCUACCGCUUCUAUUUCAAGCUGAAAUGCAGAGGAAGCUCACUCCAGUGCUGA